Messenger RNA from Cavia porcellus (domestic guinea pig), 10983 nucleotides. RefSeq names its product proline rich 14 like (gene Prr14l). The transcript is spliced from 10 exons. The record is from RefSeq and is a predicted model, not a curated record. Lineage: Eukaryota; Metazoa; Chordata; Mammalia; Rodentia; Caviidae. The coding region runs from base 378 to 6857 and encodes 2159 amino acids.
CCGGGGGCGGUAUUUGGGCAACUCCGCAUGGCUGAGUCGGGCCCCGGAUGAGGAAGUGCGGGAGGACCAUAGAGACGGAGAGGCGGUAGUGGCCGGAGCGCCCACGGGCUUUGGGCUUCGUAGGCUCAGGUAGAGUUGGCGGCGAUCGGGCUGCGUCUGCAGAGACCAAGCUGGAGGGGCAAGCGCAGGCCGCGGAGCAGGUCUCAGGAGGAGGCCCCUUCUUUGCUCAUGGAGGGAUCGGCUACAGUGACUGAAUUUUUGGAAAAGAAAGCCCCCUUUUCAAGGUGAAAGGAGUAUUGGGAACUUCUGAGGGCCUGAUCAUUAUUGGUGAACCAUUUGAUGUAAAACACUUGACUCCAUAAUCUACAUCUGCCCUAAUGCUGUCAUCUGGAGUAGAGACUCAGCCAGUUCCACGUGAUUCCUCCAUGUCUGCUGUGGUGCAGGAAUUAUACUCUGAACUCCCAGUAAGUGUCUCCAAAGAGCUUCAUGCUGACCCUGAGCCACGUGUGAAUCCAGAUGUAAAACCUGGUGCCUCAAGCUCUCUUGUAAGCCAGAGUAGAGCAUUAUCCUUGGAGCUACAUCGGACCCAUGCACAAGGUUGUGAAGAAACCUCUGAGACCUUGGAUAAUAAGGUUGAGCCUGUGUUGUGUGGACUAGUGGACCUCACUGCAGGAGGUUGUAUGGCUUCUGAGAUCUUGGAUAGGGAAGAGAAAACCAAGAGCAUGGAGCUAACUGUCUUCAGAGAUCAACGGGAACAGGCAGAAGUAAACAGAGACCCUGGUGAGGGAGCAAAGAAAGACCCACAUCAACAUUCCACAGCUGUUGAAGAAAAGAUCAGUCCAAGCCAGGGGGACCUCCUAAUGAAGUCAAGCAAAGAACUUUUAUGUGUGGGCUUCCCUGAAGAUUUUCUAAGGAACAAAGAAGGAAAUGUACAGUUUACAACUCAAAUUCUACCAAAAUUCCCUGAAGAUGUUCAAGGUAUGAAGGUCAAUGGAACUAAAAUGGAUAAUAAUAAUGAAGGACACAAGAAUGGCAAUGUGAGUAAAGAUCUCUUAGCUGCGUCCAGCAAAUACUCAGCAGUAGAAGAAAUCACAAACAGUGGCAAGAUUUCAGAAACCAGAACAUUAGUUUCAGUAGAGCCUUUAACUUCUGUGGAUCCUGAAUUAAUAGAAGCAACUCCUAAAGAAAAAGAAUGUGGAGAAUUACAAACUUGUACUUCUGGGUUGUCAUUAUUACCAGAGAACAGUGCCAUUCCUGAAAUGGACAACAGGAAAGAACAGUUGUGGAAAUUAAACCUGGCCUGUGCAGCAGAUGACAAUCACCAACACAUUCUUGGCCACUAUAAUGAAAAACACAGUUCUAUAUUUGACAGUUCCAUAGCCACAGGAAAUGUACAUGCCAUAAAACCCUUGAAAGAAAAUUCUGAAGUUUUAUGUCUCAUACAAAGUUUAUCUGGUCCAGAAUGCAGAAUAACAUCCUUAGGAAAGUGUGGUUUUGAAAGUAACUUGCAGAAAAGAUCUGAUGAAAUGACAGAUAAUUCUUGUUCUAAUAAGGAUGAUCCAAGCAAGAACUUGGCUUCUAGAGAAGAAAAUGAAGAACAGUCUUUGAAUCUCAGGAGUGAAAGAAGAGAACUCUUUAUAAAUGCCAAACAACUAGAAAAGGGUUCCAGUGGUUAUCGUUUUGGUGAAAAAGAAACUGUUGAUUCCCCAAAAGGAAAUGUUCAUCAUAAGUAUUGCAUUCAAGGCAAUAACCAUACAGAGAGCUCUAGUUCUUUAAUGUCUAGUUCUUUAACUGAAGCUGUGGGAAUAAUACUUAACAAAGAUGAUUUGAAAAUCACUUUAGACAUUCAAAGUAAGUUUACAGACUGUGAGGGCCAUAAGGAAACUGUUACUAAUAUGAGCCAUCUAGGCAGACACUCUGAAGAAAGCAGUUUUUCCUCCUUGGUGCAGAUUGAAAAGCCAGAACAGACAAAUACUUUGGAGCCCAGUACAUUAAAUGAAAAGAUUUACAAUAAGGACUCUAACUCCUUAGUCAGCUUCCAGAAAAACCUGGAAAGUGAUACUCAGUUAAAAGAAACAUCAUGUAAUGAUUUUCUGUCUGAAAGAAAAUUCCUUGUUAGUUUAAUGCCAGAAGAUCAGAUAAGUUUUGUGUCUAAAGAGGUAUCAAAAGCUGAAAAAGAUACUACUCAGUUACCACCAUCUCCAGAACUGGAUUAUAGAUCUGAAUCAGAAGAAGCUGUAGAGACCUCACAUGGUAAUAUUCCAUGUUUAAAUGAACAGAAAAUUUCCCAUGAGAUGAGUGAACUUUCUUAUACCAGUGAACUGAUUGUAAGCAAAGUAGAAUGUGAAUGUGUUUUAAAUCAAGUGUCCCUUAAUUCUCAAGAUCACGUGAAGUUGCCAACUGAUUCCUUUCUGCAUAUAAACAGAACAACAAGCAAAAAUGCCCAACAGAGCCAUCAUCCUCCAUUGGAAAAUGGAGCAGAUGUCAUUGCUGAUAACCAAAUCCUUUCUACUGAGACAAAAGUAAAAGACAUCCCUGCACUAGGUGACAUAAAAGACAUCGCUCCACUAGGUAGUGCCUCUUCAAACAGUUCUACUUUCAACACCACACCAGGAAGCCUAGAAAGAAAAAGAGAAAUGGCUGAUUCAGGAACAGAUCUACAUUCCAGUUUCCUCUCAAGUGGAAAAGAAGCAGCUGGCUUUCCUCCAGAAGUCUCAGUCACAGAAUGUCAAAGUGUUCAAUCUCAGGAUACCUCCAGCUGUCACUGUGUAAGAAAAAAUGCACCAAAAGAUAACUCAUAUUCUGCUUGUGUUGCUUUUGAGCCCAACAAAAUCAUCAUGAAAGUCAGUGACUCUUCAGGAAUAAAAUGUGAAAAUGCAUUUCAGCAUAGUGAUCACCACUCCCAAGAAACGGAAGGGUUCAUGAAAAUUAGUUGUAUAUCACAAGAGAGUACACUUGAUGGGAGAAAAACUGAAGGCAGCUUUACAGAAGAUAAAAUCAGAAAUGAAAUGACAGCUGAUAUCUCAGAUAGUGGGGCUUCAAAUACUCACCUCACUGGUCACACCAAAGCCAAUGAGGAAGGGCUAAAUAGAAAGGAACUAUAUAUACCCAAAGAGACUGUGUUUUGUAAAUGUAACAUCUCUGAUUCUUCUACACAAAAACUAAACCAAUUUGCAAACAUUCCAAGUUCUGAAACAUUGUCUCCUACUUUUAUGUUCUCCAGUUUUAAAAACAUGAACCAAGCAAUUGAAAAUCUUGAUCAGAAGGUAGAAAUUGUCCUUGACUACCAGAGUAACCAAAGUAGACCAGAUCAAUAUAAAUGUUACGAUAAACUAGCAAAGGAGACACAAGAUAGUGACCAGAGACAGACAGUCACAAACCACAAAAGAGAGGUAAGCCGCAGUGAAAAGGACCAAGGAGUUCAUUCAGGCAGUAAUAACAUAGGGUCUUGUGGUAGUCCAAAGAAAGUUGAUUCCAAAGGAGCUGUUGGAGAUAUUUCUGGUUCUGAAGAGUUCAUAGAUAAAAAAAUCAUUGUCUGUGCAGACCAUAGUAUAAAGCCUACAGAAGGUGUGCUGGGCAUAAAAGUAUCUAAUACAUGCGAUUGUGGUGUGUGGCAAGAUAAACUGCCAGUACACAAAACCUUAAGGAGUACCUCAACUCAGAGCGAUGAGCUAAAUGCUGGAUUUAUAGGAAAAACCAACCAGGACUCAGAUCUCUCAAAUGCUGCUAAUUCUACAAUGCAAUCUCUUGAAACAAAAAAAUCAAGUGAAGAAAAAGUAUACAAGUCUUUAAAAGCUUGUGAAAUGGGAAACUGUCUCCACUCUUGUGCCCUUGAGAUGGAGUCUGUUGCAGAUCAUGAACCAAAUACAAGAAUAAUGAAUAAAGUAAAUGUGUCUUUAAAUUAUGUUCAUCAUGAACAUGAAAGUAAAGCCACAUCUCUGAGAGGAACACAAGGAAUGACUGAAGUAUCAAAACCUGAAGAGAUAAAUUCUGAGUUUGGCAAGGAACAAACCUUUGGAAUAUUCUCAGAAGACUCAGUGUCUUCUAGAUGCCAAGGUGAGAACCCUGUUCCCUCAGGGAUACUCAAAUCCUUUGCAAUAAUGCCUUUGUGUCUGUUUUCUCAAGAAAAUUCAGAAACUGCUAUCAGUAGUGAAGAAACCUACCUGAAGACUCUCGCUAACCCAAAGGGUGGUGAAAUGCUUUGUGAAAAUGUAAAGGACUACACAGUCCUGCCUAAGAUGAAGGUAGAAGUACCAAGAGAUACGAAUAAUCCUAGUGAAGGAUACAUCAGUGUGAAGAACAUUGGCAAAGCUUGUCACCCUCAUGAGAAUUCCACUGAUAGACAUUUGCCUUUGAUAAUGGAAACAGCAACUAAAGUGAGUGGAGAAGAAACUAAAGGACAGCAGAGUGGGUGCAUAGGUCAUUUAACUGCUGAAGAACAACCUAAGAUGAUUGCCAGAAAAGGAAGGAAGAGUUGUCAUUUGAGCAAGACUUCUCAGACCCUCUUGAAAUGCCAGAGGAUGCAUGAUGAUCCUAAAAAACGACAAAGCCAGAACAUUUUGAACUGUGUAUUGCUGAAGGAAGAGGAACAUGUGUGUCAAAAAGGAGCACAGAUGAUAUUGGAACAACAGAUACUAUCGAAUGUGUUGUCAGAUGAAGUGCAAACUAAGUUACAAACAAAGGCUGAUAUAUAUGAAUCCACCAUGAUGAAAGAAAUCACCCUAGCAAAACGAACCAAGGGCAACAUUGCUGAACCAUUUCAGAGAAUGAAAGACCCAAAGGAGGAAAGCUUUUGUCAUUCAUUAAAGGAGGACAUUGAGUUGUGCACAUUUUGUUGCCUUCCUCAGAAAGCACAAGACCCCAACUCUGCUGGGUGCGAUCCAGUACAUGGUGCCUUUGUGAAUACUUGCCGUCAGAAAGAAAUGCCUCCCUUAAAGAAGCAGCCCCAUCGAACAUGUAAAAGAGUUUCCUGUCAGGGGCCAGUCAGCAUGCAGAGAAAAUUAAAUAAAAGUAGAAGUUCUGCCUUUGGAAACAGUUCCUCUGAUCCCAUCCCCACAAAAGUACACAGACUUCUCAGCUCACGUGCUACAUCUCUGCCCACGCCAUUGGAACCCAAAACAGUACCUUCCAGGAGCUUGCUUAGCCACAUACCAAAGCAGAGGACUACGUGCCAUCUUUUGAGGAGGCUGAAUUUUAGGAAGUCUACCAAAGAAUCAGCCUUAUUAAACAAGCUAUCUAUUCUUGCCUCCAAACUAGUUCCUGCCACAAAAACACAGAAACUCAGAUAUCAGCAGUGUUCCUCUGCACUUCUUCCAGUGGCCAAAAGCUACAAGCGCCUUAGAUAUAAAAGGCUCCUGGAUGGAUUUUCAUAUAAUGCAAUGCAGCUGGAUCCAUAUUUGGCAGCUAGUGGAUGGAAUAAGAGGCCUCACAGUAAUCCCGUGGCACUUUAUUCUCUUGAAGCCAUCAAAAUGAGCUUCAUAGAUUUGAACAACAAGAUGCCAUCACUGCUUUUUGGUUCUGAAAUCUUCCCAGUUUCCUUUCAUGUGAAAUUAGCCUCUGAUUGCAUGACUGAGUUCUCAAAGACUUUUCCUGAGCACUGUGCUCCAGCAAGGCUUGCCUUAGAAGAGGCCUCCCAGUGCCCAUCUCAACCACCCAAGUGGACUUUUUCUUUCUUUUUGUCCCAUGGUUGCCCUGGGAUGGCCACAUUCAGGGAAGACACUGGCCUCCAUAGUCAGACACACACUCAGGCUCCUCAACAGACUCCAGUUCCUCUCCCAGACUGUGGAGACACAUCCAUAGUCCCGACCAGAGCAAACUGCUCUGUCCUUGGCCUUCAUACUCUUCUAGCACUUUGUUCCCCCGGAUGUUACCGAAUCUGGACAAAGAAACGGAGCUUCUCCAGUCACAUGCCAACCAUGCAGAGGUUGUUCAUGGCCCAGUUUACACAGGGCUUAAAAGGGUUAAGGUCUCCAGCUUCCAUAGCAAACAAGAUCUUCGGUUCUCUGCCCUACUCAGUGGGCAGAGUGCUGUCUCUUUGGAGCCAGCAUGGGCCUUCCUCCUGCUUCGAAAUCUCUGCUCUUCAUUCCAUUCACAACAAGCAACAGCCAAGUCUGGGCACCACAAGCAGCCACACCAUAUUACCGUAUGUGCCUCUUCCGGCCUUGGAAGCUACAUCCAGAACUGGUGGCAGUCAGAUGAGACUGGAGCCUCCAUUCCCUACCUUGGUACCAAAGUCUUGUUUGGUAACAGACCCAGCUGUCAGCAAGCUUCUGUGUUCAGCCUCUGAGUUCCAAGUUCCUGGGUUUGAUGAACUGGAUGGUGUGACAGCAGUAUGCCCCCGACCGCAGAGCAGCCCUCCAGAACAGAAAGAGGCUGAGCCAGAGAAGAGGCCAAAGAAAGUCUCACAGAUUCGCAUCCGGAAAACCAUUCCUAAACCAGAUCCUAAUCUUACUCCAAUGGGCCUUCCUCGCCCCAAAAGAGAGCAUGAAGAAUUUAUGUCUCUUUUCAGGUUAAAGAAGAAGGAAUUUAGUUUAGAAGAAAUAUAUACCAACAAAAAUUAUAAAUCUCCUCCUGCAAAUAGGUGUUUAGAGACCAUCUUUGAGGAACCCAAGGAACGAAAUGGUACGCUAAUCUCAAUCAGCCAACAGAAAAGGAAACGAGUUCUAGAAUUUCAGGAUUUUACAGUUCCGCGAAAGAGGAGAGCUCGGGGUAAAAUCAAGUUGGGUGGCAGCUUUACCAGGGCACAGAAGGCAGCUCUGCAGAGUCGAGAACUGGAUGCUCUUUUGAUACAGAAACUGAUGGAACUGGAGACCUUCUUUGCCAAGGAAGAAGAACAGGAACAGUCAUCAGGCUGCUGAGAAGCAAUGUGCUUGGAGGUCUUGGUCUUGGAUCUUUCCAGACCUCCCUGAAAGAGGUUGCCUAAUUGUGCCCUAUGUCCAAACUACUCAAGAUGCCCAGUCCAAGAAUUUUUGCCUAUUUCAAGGUGCAGCCUUUUUAGGAACUGGUAAUGGAGGGUCCUGUGUUUCUACUGCUGAGUAUAGAACCUCAGGAAUGCUCUCUUUCUCCUGGAAAUGGUCCCAGAUGACAACUAGCCACCUCUUCCCUAUCUCUGCCAGCCACAGGAGGAAGAAGCCACAUAUCUUACGCAACACUAAAAUUCCAGUGACUUGGAGCAUUUGCACGUCCACAUGAAAGUUCUGUUGUUUUACGGUGGUGCUAGACCAAGAUGACUUAGAAACAUGGUCCAGGGAAGGGGACCUGGCUUCCUGUCUUUUGUGGACUAACCAGCUCAUUUCAGUAGUGGGAGAAGAUGAGCUGUUGUAUUUUCUAAUUCUUUGAGUCUGUCUGCCCAGAACUUGUUAAUGUGAGUGAGUGUGUGUAUGUGGCUUUUCCCCAUUGUUUUCUCCCCUCUCUGACUAUGGGUCACUAGUGCCAGAGGAGCCUGUCCAGGCCCCAAUCAAAGUAAGUUGCACUUUCUAAUGUUGUGAUGUUGAUUAUUUUCAUUGUAUUUCAUUUCAUGUGUGUGUGUAAGUGUAUGUGAGUGAAUGAUUGUGACUGCUGCAUGUUUGGGGCCUUUAAAUGUGAUUUUAAAACAAUUUUUUAAGAAAUUAAGGAAAAAGACAAUACAUGUCUUAAGAGAAAACGUGCUAGGCAUUCAACCCAGUUGACUGAUGCAUGGAAGACGUAUUUCCCAUUCAUGUGUUUCAAGCAAUCACUCGCCAUCUCUAACUUCUAGUGUAGUUGAUUAGAGGGAGCACUUUUUUAAAAUCUGGGUUCUUUUUUCUGCCUAUUAAGUACACAUUUAUUAAGUACAUAUUUAUUUUAAUGACAUAACUAAGAACAAAUUUCUCUCACAGUCACUUAAAAAAUGCUAAGGUUGAGUGUGGUUUUAUCUGAAAUGUUAGUAUGUGGCAAAAUUGAGUAUACUGGCUCAGAUAGCGACAGAGGCCAACCUAGAGGGUCAUCAGCUAUUCAAAUAGUUUACUCCAGCAGAGGGGAGAAAGUCAGGGUAGCAGUGCAGACCCACUGAUGCAUCUUCGGAGUGGGUUCCCAAAAGUCCACAGCCAGCCCUCUCUUGAGGGUACUUCAUAUACUCUGGUUCUGUGUCAAACCUACUGGAAGUAUUGUUGAAUGCCAGAAAUGGCUGGUUUUCUGGGUUUGUGCCUGCAGGAGUCUGUGGGCAGCAGGAUGCUAUGUAGGCAGCAGGCCCAGAGGUCUUGUUUCUUUCCCACUAAAUCCCUGUGUGCCCUCACUCCCUUGCUUGUCCUCUCCUCCCAUUGUAGUUUCUUUUUUUCUUCUUCCUCUCUUUUAAAGUAAGAGUUCAGAGUUAACAUUCCUUGGCUGGUGAGUAGGAUGCCUGAGUCAGCCAUAGGACACUGGUCACCUCUUCCCAUCCUCCUAGGGACCACCACCAUAAAACAGCCAAUGAUGAAACUGUCAAAGCUCCAGGGACAAUUUCCAGUCUGUUAAGAAGAGUAAGUAAUGGGGCUGGGGAUUUAGCUCAGCAGCAUAAGCGCCUGCCUUGCAAGCAGGCAGUCGUGAGUUCGAUCCCUGGUACCGAUAAAAACGAAAAAGACCAAAAAAAAAAAAAAAGAGUAAGUAAUACCACUGUGGAACAUUGGCUCACUCUUCUAGGAUUCUUUGGCUCUCUCGUGUUGGUGGGGAGAUGGGGUAUGGGAUAAGGGUCACUAUGUGCCUUUCCUUUACAGGUUGAUAGUCUGUACCACGCUGGAGCAGAAAAACUGACAUAAACAGGAAAAAAGUGCCAUGUUUGUCUUCCAGAUUUGCCACCUCAGACAUAGGAUUUAAAUAAAUGAAAUACGCACUUGGUCAGCCAUAGUAGCCUCUGAGGCCGUAGCCUCAUUGGGGUAGGAGAGCACUGGGUUUCCUUACUGGCUCUGCUUGAUACUGCCAGAUUCUGCUGUUCUGUGUACAUUUUGCUCAGACUAUGUGGAUGCAACAUGUUUCACCUCAGUAUCUCUCCCUUCCUGGGACAGUGUUCUUAGACAGUUAGUACUUCUCUGUCAUUUUGCUGAAGGAAAUCAAAUGGAUAACAGAUCAUACCCUUGAACAAACACGUUUAGAGAGCUCCUGACAAAAUCCUGUUUGCCUGCUCCAUUGCCACUGUAGCCGAGGCAGCACUGUAGCAGCCAGGUCACCCAGCAGAGGAAAGUUGAGGUGGGCACAGCAGUGAUAUCACCAACACAAUAGAUGUACAUUUUCAAGCUCAGCCAUUAUAGGUUCUUGAAAGGACUGGAGCAUUGAUUGGGAAAAUUGGUAUCUAGGAGUGAAGGACUUGAGUAACAGACCUGGCUUCUUCCUCAUCCUAGGAAUGUAGUGGGAAACUGCUCCAAGGUCACCUUUUCAUGUCCUUGAAAUUCUUGUCUUACCCUCUGGUGAGAGCCUUUAUGCUCCAGAGAUGAGAUGGGAGCUUCAUUGCAAAACUGCAGUUACUUAGGUGUAGUUGGUACAUCGGGUCUAGCUGCCUUCAGCCACAGCUGUCCUCACACCCAGUUUUGUCACUGACCUAGCCAGUCUCAAGGUUGUCAGUGGUCCUCAGAACCUGUGGCCCCUCCCCACCACAUUCCCAGGGCUUUAGGACAAGUGUUUUGUGGUGGGAGUUGGUAUCAUUUCUGAGAUGCUCAUCCCACGUGGUGGAACAUUUCCUUUCACUGCAACUAACUCAACCAUAACUCACCUCCAGAAGUUUAGUGUUCUAUUAGAGUGUAUGGGAAAAGAGGCAAGAUCUCAGGUCCAAUCAGAGUUCUGCCCAUCUCUUCCACCUUUCAGUUUCUAGCUAUAGUGGCCUCCUUCCGUCAUAUCCUUUCCUCCUCUUUCUUUCUCUUUCUCUUAGUCUUCUUUCCAGCUUCCUUUCUUUCUUAGUUUGAAGGUACCUCAUCACCUGUUAAAACAUUGUGUUCACCUUACCAAACUACAGCAGAGAGGUGCGAUGGAAAGAAAGACAUGUAGCAUUUGCCUUACUCAGAGCCUGAAAAGCUCGGAAACUCAUGCUGUGAAUCCCAAAACUCAGUGUUUCUCCAAGAGCUGUGAAAAAUCAUGAUACUUUGUCACAAAUUUGCCUGAAGUGUCUUUUGUGUGGGCACUAGAGCCAACCCAUGGUCAGUGUCAGAUCCCACUUGGGGUAUACUUGGCCAUGGCUCGUCCCCUGCCCACCAGGCUAAGUGGAGCAGCAGCAAAUGUGUAGGACUGUGGUAGCAGUGCAACCAGUGGGUGCAGAGCCAUCACUUCAACUCCAGGCUGGGAUUCCAUCUCAUCUGUACCAUGUACAUUAUGAUCCACAAAAGACCAACUUUGAGGCAGUGAUACUUUUUGCCCAGUACAUGAGGAGGAGAGAAGUAUGCAGUUGGUGCUUUCUUUAAUACCCUUGUUUUGUUUUGUUUUGUUUUGUUUUGUUUCUGUUAAGUUUUCCCUUGGAAAGGGCCUCUUAAACAUAUUGUGGUUGGCUGUAUCCAAAGUACAAAUAAUUGGCCCAAGGUACAGAGGGUCCUUGCUUUAAUUCAUGUAAGGAGAGGGCUCCUUGACUGAACUGAACUGUAUAAAGCUGGCUAAGGAGAGAGACUUAAUUUUGCAAAAUCAUAUUAAUGUUACCAUCUAAACACUUUCAGCAGCAAAAGCUAUCGAUUGUGAACUGAGGUGGUCACUGUGUAGCCCACCAUCCAACGUGGCACACCAAGAUUUGAUGCUUGUUAACUGUCUUUGUAAGCCCCUCAGUGGUGCUGAAUUGUAUUUGAAUUCUCAGUGAGAGACCUCCACAUCUCCUUGAACUGGGAUCUGGGCCAGUAAAUAGCUGCCUGAAGUGUUACUAUAUUAUCAGGAUCAGUAGUUCAGUGAAAUUUGUAUGUUUUUGGUAACAUUGGCAUACUCAGUGCCCCUGCAGUUCCUCUUUGUUUGGUAGUUUGUGAUUCUACGAUGCCCACUGUUAUGUGUGUUAAUUUAUGAAAAUAAAUCUUUUUGAAAACCUUU